AUGGCCUCAAAGCCAGUAUUUGACAGACCAGCAAUCAGCAAGCGCAGCUGGAGCGAUGAGUUCCGCUAUUAUGCUCAGCAUUUGAACAUACUGAAUGCAAUCGUCUUGCUAGGCGCAAUACCAACUUACUUCACUGCAAUUCUCCACGUCCCUCUCCGAUGGGAAACUUUCCUGCUAACGGGAGUCUUCUACCUCGCCGGAGGAAUGGGAAUCACAGCAGGCUAUCACCGACUCUGGUCUCAUAGAUCCUACAAAGCAUCAACAGCACUACGAUACUGGCUCGCCAUAAUGGGCGCAGGCCAGUGGCAAUGGUCAAUCCUCUGGUGGGCACGACACCACCGCUCCCACCACCGAUACACCGACACAGAGCAAGAUCCCUACAACCCCACGCGUGGUUUCUUCUUCUCCCACAUCGGGUGGCUAGUCGGCUACAAUCCCCGCUCCUGGGGAAAAGUCGAUCUCUCCGACCUCCUCGCCGACCCUGUAGUAGUCUGGCAACAUAAAUGGGGAAAUCUGGUCGGAUUCAUAACGGCCGUUCUGCUUCCGGUGCUAAUUGCCCAUUUUGGCUGGAAUGAUGCGCGAGGCGCACUCGUGCACACGGUCCUGGGCCGGUUGAUGUGGAUCUGGCAUCUAGGAUUCUUCGUGAAUUCCAUCGCUCAUCUACCGUGGUUCGGGUCGCAGCCGUACUCUGAUAAACAUAGUGCGCGGAAUGUGUUGCUUUUCGCGUGGGUUUUAGCCGGGGAGGCGAGUCAUAAUUUUCAUCAUACUUUUCCUGCUGAUUAUCGGAAUGGGCUUCAUUGGUAUGAGGGGGAUUUGUCUCGGUGGUUUAUCCGCACGUGUGAGAAGCUUGGACUUGCGUGGGAUCUGCAUAUUACUAGUCCAGCUGAGAUUGAGCGGGCGCGACAGAGGCAGAUCAAUCUUGCGGAGGGCAUUUCUCAUGGACCGGAGAUCGCUGCGCUGCCUGAGAUGGAGUGGCGAGAUUUCGUUGAACAGGCUGCUGCUGGUAGGUGUAUCACGGCGGUACAUGGGAUUGUUCACGAUGUUACUGAUUUCAUGGCUGAUCAUCCUGGGGGGCCUGAGCUGGUGCAACGGUUCAUCGGGAAAGAUGCGACCAUGGCUUUUUAUGAUGAGGACUCCCAUGUUCACUCGCCUUAUGCCGAGACUUUGUUGGGCAACAUGCGGGUCGCUGUAACACGUCGACAGGAAGGAUUUGAUGACCAGAAGACAGAGUAG
Molecule: messenger RNA, 1233 nt
Organism: Penicillium odoratum
Lineage: Eukaryota; Fungi; Ascomycota; Eurotiomycetes; Eurotiales; Aspergillaceae
Product: acyl-CoA desaturase
Exons: 2
Coding region: 1-1233 (410 amino acids)
Biological process (GO): unsaturated fatty acid biosynthetic process
Cellular component (GO): endoplasmic reticulum membrane
Molecular function (GO): heme binding; stearoyl-CoA 9-desaturase activity; iron ion binding
Source: RefSeq, a predicted model, not a curated record